Molecule: messenger RNA, 663 nt
Organism: Thermochaetoides thermophila DSM 1495
Lineage: Eukaryota; Fungi; Ascomycota; Sordariomycetes; Sordariales; Chaetomiaceae
Exons: 3
Coding region: 1-663 (220 amino acids)
Biological process (GO): sphingolipid metabolic process
Molecular function (GO): glucosylceramidase activity
Source: RefSeq, a predicted model, not a curated record
AUGUAUAGGAGCCACUUGUCUUUGUACCUUACCCGCACAUGCCAACGCAUCGAUGGCUUCGGCUUUAGCCUCGCCUGCCAGCGAGCAAACCUCAUCACCAACCUCUCCGAUAAGACUAAGCAGCGCGAGCUGCUGGAUCUGUUGUUCAACCGGACAACAGGGGCAGGCUUCCCCAUCCUGCGGAAUGGAAUCGGCUCUACGCCGAACUCGAACUCGGAUUAUAUGAACACUAUUGCUCCGGAUAACCCCGGAGGACCUAACGCUCAGCCGCAGCCUAUGCCAACUGCCUCGCGCCUCGCGGCAUAUAUCAAGCUCUACAUGCAGGAGGGCAUGAAUAUCACACAUCUCGGCUUCCUUAACGAACCAGACUACAGCGCCAACUACGCAAGAAUGCAAGCCAACGGCCAGCAGGCCGUCGACUUCUUCAAAAUCCCGCACACAACAUUCGAGCGCGAGGGUUUAACCUCCCAGGUCGGGAUCACCUGCUGCAACUCGAUGGGCCGGCAAAACCAGGUCAACAUGCACAACGCGAUCCGAUCCGGCGGCGCAGAACAAUACCUCCGCGCGGUAACCUCCCACCUCUACACCGACUCUCCCUUUGCCCCAAUGACCGCCAACCCGCCCGUCUGGCUCUCCGGACAAUGCGACCUCCAAGGAACCUGA